UUCGCUUCCUUUAUUGAGCCGCACUGGGACCUCAGUCCACCCACCGGCGAGAUCCCGGCCUAGAGGGCCGGAAGUCCGCUGGUCUGGUGACGUAGUUCCUGCGCGUCGGUGCUGGCGGUCGGCCCGUCGCUUUGCUGUGACGUCAAGGCGGCGGGAGAGCGAACCCGGCCCUUCCCUCCUCAAGCUCCGCCGCGUCCCGGCCUGUGCCGGUCCGGGGUCGAGGCCGGCGCGUGCAGUCACGUCUGCGGGUUUGCUCGUCGCGGUCGGCGACCCGUGAGGGGACGGACUGGGGACUGGAGGGCGAGCGCGUCCCGAGCCGCGGGGCUCGGGUAAGGAGUCGCCUGGCCGUGGCCGCCCGCGCCUCCGCCUUCGGCGGUGAUGGCCAGCAUCACCCAGCUGUUCGACGACUUGUGCGAGGCCCUCCUGCCCGCGGUGCAGCCUCGCCCCGGGCAGCGCAGCGUGGACCGCAGGCGGGCCAAGCAGGGCCUCAAGAGGGUCGCCUACAACGCGCUCUUCACGAAUCUUUUCCUAGAGGACGCUCGUCCGCUGCGGCCCGACCUGUCAAAGCUCCCAGUGAGAAACAAGGUCCUCAUGUUGUCCUUCGACCUGAGAGUGGGCGGCCUGGGCCCCGAGGCUGACCGCUUGGAGGAGCUGGUGGAGGGGCUGGAGGCGGCCUCUUGCUGUCCGCUGCUGGAGGUGGGGUCCGUGUUGAAACUCCUGGUUCAGCUGGCGGGGAGUGGCCCCCCUCAAAUCCUGCGGAGAAAGCGGGACUAUUUCUUUAACAACAAGCACGCGGGGAGAAACGUUCCUUACAGCGGCUACGACUGCUGUGGUCUGAGCGGGUCUGAAAUGGACGUUCAGUCCCUCAUCUCCAGAGAGGAGUAUUUGAGUCACAGCAUGAUCCAGGAAACGCUUCAGGUGAUGGAGGCGGCGCCAGGCACCGGCCUGCCCACCGUGGGUCUCUUCUCAUUUGGUGACCCCUGUGGUGACAGGUUUGAGAGAGACACCCGCGUCUCGCUCUUCGGUGCCUUUGUCCACAGCCGCACGUACGACAUGGAUGUGAGGCUGGACUUUCCUCCUGUGCCAGACAGCGCAGACCUUUCUGGACUGGCCAUUAAGGUCCCUCAGAGCAUGGAUCAGUGGGAAGAUGAAGGGUUCCAGUCGGCUUCCAAUUUGACUCCUGAUUCCCAGUCUGAACCAAGCGUGACUCCAGAUGUGGACCUGUGGGAAGCUGCGCUAACCUACGAGGUCAGCAAGCAGAGGUGCUGGGAGCGAAUCGGAUGCCCUCCUGGCCACAGAGAGGAGCCCUACCUCACAGAAGCGGGACGGGACGCCUUUGACAGGUUCUGUAGGCUCCGCCAAGAGGAGUUGCAGGUGCUCAGCGGGGGCCUCUUACAAGCCCCGCGGCCCGUGCUGGUGACAGAGCAGGAGCUAGUGAAGGACUCACUGAAUGUCCUGCUUGGAGUGGCAUCGGCCACAUUCUCGCUCUGCCAGCCGGCUCAAGCCUUUGUGGUGGCACAGGGCGUCCAUGUGUCGGGUGCCUCCCCUGAGAGCAUCAGCAGCAUCCUGUCAGAGGUGGCCGCGUACGGGACCUGCUAUGUGCGCCUCAGCUGCUUCUCCUUGCAGCCUGCCCUGGGCUCCUGCUGCGGCAGGGGCCUGGUGUUCCAGGCCUUCACCAGUGGCCUGCGCAGGUACCUGCAGUACUACGGAGCCUGCGUCCUCGCCACCCCUCCCACCCUGAGCCUCCUCACCAUCGGCUUUCUCUUCAAGAAGCUGGGCCGGCAGCUCCGGUACCUGGCUGAGCUCUGUGGUGUUGGUGCCAUACUCCCCGGGGCUGGUGGAGGAGAGCCCAGGGCUUCGUUUCCCACCGGCGUGAGGCUGCUGUCCUACCUCUACCAGGAGGCGCUGGACAACUGCAGCAAUGAACACUACCCUGUGCUGCUGUCCCUGCUGAAGACCAGCUGUGAGCCCUACACACGGUUUAUCCAUGACUGGGUGUAUAGCGGGGUCUUCAGAGACGUUUAUGGGGAGUUCAUGAUACAGGUGAACGACGAGUACCUUGGCUGCAGAGACAAGUCUUACUGGACCCAUGGUUACGUGCUCAUUUCUAAAGAUGUGGAGGACUGUGUCCCUGUGUUCCUGAGGCAUGUGGCACAUGACGUGUAUGUCUGUGGGAAGACCAUCAAUCUGCUGAAGCUCUGCUGUCCCCAGCACUACCUCUGCUGGUCGGACAUCCCCGUCCCGCGCAUCUCGGUGAUUUUCUCCCUCGAGGAGCUGAAGGAGGUUGAGAAGGACUGCGCAGUCUAUGUCGGGCGCAUGGAGCGGGUGGCCCACCACAGCUCCAUCAGCAAGGAAGAGAAGGAAUUACGUAUGGAAAUUGCAAAACAAGAAUUAAUUGCCCAUGCCCGGGAGGCGGCUUCCAGGGUCCUUCGUGAACUCAGUGACCGGCAGACCUCAGAACAGAUGGCCUUGGACGCCCGGAAGCGAGAGCAGUUUCAGCAGUUGAAGGAACAGUUCGUGAAGGACCAGGAGCGGCGGCUGGUGGCCAGACAGGAGGAGCUGGAUGAGGACUUCAGCUACGCCCGUGAGCUCCGGGACAGGGAGAGGAGGCUGCAGGCCCUGGAGGAGGAGCUGGAGAAGAAGGCCAGCUCCCGGCCACGCUGGAACAUCCACGGCCACGUGUCUGAUGCUAGCAUCCGGGUUGGAGAGAACGUGUCAGAUGUGGCCGCUUCCCGGCCACGCUGGAACAUCCACGGCCACGUGUCCGAUGCCAGCAUCCGGGUCGGAGAGAAUGUGUCAGAUGUGGCUGCCUCCCGGCUACGCUGGAAUACCCACGGCCAUGUGUCUGAUGCCAGCAUCCGAGUUGGAGAGAAUGUGUCAGAUGUGGCCGCCUCCCGGCCACGCUGGAACCUCCAUGGCCACGUGUCUGAUGCCAGCAUCCGGGUUGGAGAGAAUGUGUCAGAUGUGGCUGUCUCUCGGCCACGCUGGAACAUCCAUGGCCAUGUGUCAGACUCCAGUAUCCAAAUUGGGGCAAGCGUAUCAGAUGUGGCUUCCUCCCAGCCUUGCUGGGAUGGCUGUACCACUCAGCCCUUGUUCCUGGAAGCUGAGUCCAACCUCCCCAGGCUGCCCUACAGCCUCCUUGGCCAGGGGUCUCAGCUGGGCAGCCCGGAAGUUGAAAGCCCUGCCCUGGAAUGUGUGCCAACACUAUCUGCAGAAGUGGAGCCGGCUACCUGCUUUCCUGGAGCAGGCAGUUGGGAGGCGGGGGGCCUCCGGGCCUCACCCUCUGCUGUAGCUGAGCCGGGUACUCUGGGAGACAGUGUCUCUGAGCAGCCAGCCCCAGAGAGGAAUGGGAACACUGUGGAUCUGUCUCCACACCAGCCUCCAGACUCACAGGGAGACACAGCCACUCCAGGGCAGCCUGGCCCUGGUGAGGAGGCUGUGGAGGCAGAGGCGGAGGCCCAGGCCCGACGCUGGGGUGAGGAGCAAGCCUACCUGGCCAGCCUAGCGAGGUUGUACCCCCUGGAGCAGUACCCGGACAGCUACGAGGCCAUGUUGGAGUCUCCCGUCACCCACCUUGUCCACCAUGUGCUGCCCCGGGCCUUCACCUUCCCCAUGGACCUCCGGGCCCAGCCGGCCGUGGAUGAGACUGCAGUACAGCUGAGCGAGCUGCUGACCCUGCCUGUGCUCAUGAAGCGCUCCCUCACAGCCCCGCUGGCUGCUCAUGUCUCCUUGGUAAAUAAGGCUGCAGUCGACUACUUCUUUGUGGAGCUGCACCUAGAGUCACACUUCGAGGCGCUGCGGCACUUCCUGCUGAUGGAGGACGGGGAGUUUGCGCAGUCCCUUAGCGACCUGCUCUUUGAGAAGCUUGCAGCCGGACAGUCACCUGGGGAGUUGCUCAGUCCACUGGCCCUCAACUGCGUCCUGAACAAGGCCCUGCAGUGCAGCCUCCAUGGAGACUCGCCUCGUGCUGCUGGCCUCUCCUUUGCCCUCAAGCACCUGCCUGAGGUCUUUGCUCCCAACACACCAGAUGUGCUGAGCUGCCUGGAGCUCAGGUACAAGGUGGACUGGCCACUCAACAUCGUCAUUACCGAAAGCUGCCUCAGCAAGUACAGCGCCAUCUUCUCCUUCUUGCUGCAGCUGAAGCUCAUGAUGUGGACACUCAAGGACAUCUGCUUCCACCUUAAGCGCACAGCCUUGGUGAGCCAUUCUGCUGGCUCAGUGCAGUUCCGCCAGUUGCAGCUGUUCAAGCAUGAGAUGCAGCACUUUGUGAAGGUCACCCAGGGCUACAUCGCCAACCAGAUCCUGCAUGUCAGCUGGUGCGAGUUCAGGGCCCGGCUGGCCACAGUGAGUGACCUGGAGGAGAUCCAGCGUGCCCAUGCUGAGUACCUGCACAAGGCUGUCUUUAGGGGUCUGUUGACGGAGAAGGCGGCACCUGUUAUGAACAUCAUCCACAGCAUCUUCAGCCUAGUGCUUAAGUUUCGCAGCCAGCUUAUCUCCCAGGCCUGGGGCCCGGCCAGCAGCCCCCAGGGGACAGAGCACCCUAACUUCGCCCUCAUGCAGCAGUCCUACAGCACCUUCAAGUACUACUCGCACUUCCUCUUCAAAGUGGUGACCAAGCUGGUGAACCGUGGCUACCAGCCCCACCUAGAGGACUUCCUGCUGCGCAUCAAUUUCAACAACUACUACCAGGACGCGUGAGCGCCGCCCAGGGGUACAGCACAGUGACCAGGGACGGGCUGUGGGAACUGCUGCUUUAUUCGGCAGGGUGGCCUGGCUCUGCCGCCCACAAGCACUUGGCAGGGCCUUUGUCCUUGUGGUCACUGGACCAGAGCAGCACAGCUGAGCGAGUGUCGGACAGAAACAGGUCAGGUCCUGACUGUACGUCCCUGCCGUCAUGGAGAGCGCAGAGGGGCUGCAGUCUCAGCAGCUCAGCAGUGCACAUGGCCUCAGGAGCCUCCCAGGUGUGGGGGCUGCUACGAGGAUCAUGUCACACACAGCUCAGCUGCCCAGAGUGGGGGCUUGCUGCUAUAGGAUGGCCGCCUGCUGGCCACCGUGGCAGCCCCCUCAGGGCCUGCAGCCUCUGGGGCCUCAGCAUGUUCCCCCUCCUGCCGGUAAGGAGACUCCAGCAGCUUCAGCACCUGCCGCACCUAGGGGAGAGCUGAGGUGAGGUGCUGGUCGGCUGCCCACCCUCUGCCUCCCUUCAGGGGCAGCGGCAGGGGCAGGGGCAGGGACAGAAUGUGCUUGCCUCUGAGAAGUCCCCAUUCUCAGCAGCCUCAAUGGCAUUCUGUGCAAUGUAGUUCCUCAGGACAUACUUGGGGUUGCUGGUGUGCAUCACAUGCAAGCGCUCUGCUUGCCAGGCAGCAGUGUCACCAGCGUCCUCCCUGUCCUUGUCCAGCCGGGCCCUGGAAUCAUCCCAGACCCCAUGAGGUGCAUGGCCCUGGCCCUGGGGUUGGUGCCCAGGACCCGGAACAACUCACCUGUAGGCCUGCAGCCAGGUGGCCCAGUGUGCGCUGUUGCGGCUCUGCAGCUCCUCAGGGGUCAGGCGCUGCAGCCGAGACUGCUGCUCCACGCGCUCCAGCUCUUUGGUGACAUUGGCCUGGGUGCCAAUAAGUGCAAAGAGCUGCGGGUUCGACUGGGCCAACAUCAGCAUCAUGGAAAGCUGGCUGCAGGGAGGGCAGUGGUGUCAGCCAGGGCUCGGCUGGUGAGGGGAGCAGGGAUGUGGUCUGCAGCCUGCAUCUCACCGAGUCCCAAGUGGUCAGCCCUGUACAGUCACUGCCCCACUAAAACCCUUUCUGUACCAUCCA
This is a messenger RNA of Chinchilla lanigera (long-tailed chinchilla), 5804 nucleotides long. RefSeq names its product tubulin, gamma complex associated protein 6 (gene Tubgcp6). Gene Ontology annotation, molecular function: gamma-tubulin binding; microtubule minus-end binding. The transcript has 23 exons. Gene Ontology annotation, biological process: mitotic cell cycle; microtubule nucleation; meiotic cell cycle. Gene Ontology annotation, cellular component: spindle pole; centrosome; gamma-tubulin complex. NCBI's taxonomy places the organism in Eukaryota, Metazoa, Chordata, Mammalia, Rodentia, Chinchillidae. The record is from RefSeq and is a predicted model, not a curated record. Bases 379 to 4698 code for a protein of 1439 amino acids.